This is a messenger RNA of Cladocopium goreaui, 1938 nucleotides long. The record is from the annotation of a GenBank genome assembly. Lineage: Eukaryota; Dinophyceae; Suessiales; Symbiodiniaceae.
AUGGAUGCGGGAGCCGCCAAGUAUUUGGAGGACAAUGUGGGUGGCGUCUUAGCCAAAGCGCUGGCCGAGAUGGCGAAGGUGCAACCGAAGGUGGGCUUCAUCACAGAGGUGGCCCAAUCAACUGCAGAGGAGGAGCUUUUGGAGCACACCCCGUCCACUUCUUCGCGGCCCCGCGCCGUCUCGCUUCCCACGGUGAACGUGUACAACGUGGAGUUUGCGGAGCUGCCCAACGAAUGCUAUGGGGGAGGCCUAGCGUCGCCAGCGCCACUGCCGGCAUCCAUUCCAAUGGACAAAAUCAUGAGCAACAUAGCUCAAAACUUGGACUUCAAGGGAUGGUCAGAGCAGGCGCGCAAUUUGUGGUUCAAGGACUUCAAGUCCCAAUGUUCCAGAGCAGUGAUCCAGGACACCUUCUGGUUCUGUAUUUGUUGGUACUUCAAACCUGGCAAGCAUCUGGAGGUCGAAACUCGCUUGUUCGACCGAAUCUCUGCGAACUUUGUGGGUCUCUUUAGCUCCUUGAACCCCUUGCGGAAGGACUUCUUCUUCCGUUGCUAUGCUGAUGCCGUGGCGCAGGCAGUGCUGUACGCCAUGUUUCUGGCUUAUCCCAAGUCCCGCAUCGACUUCACCGAGAAGUUCCGGAAGGAUCUGGUGAUCCGAAUCUCCUUUUGGACCUCUGGAAUUUGUCCAGAGUUCGUAGACACGUCCCACUGGAAGUUGAACCUGGGAGGUGGCGAUGUGCUACAGGCCGCGCCUUCGCAGACCCAACGCAAUGUGGAGACAAAUGCCGUGACGUUGCGUGGGAACGCUUCCCAACCUUUGCUUGGUCAGCUGAGUGCUGAUUCCCUGGCUGAGAAGUCUGCAUGGAUGGGCCAAUGGAACCGGCGGCCGCGGCGCAAGUUGCAGUACUCCCCACUGGUGGAAAACUUCCUCCGUGCGCGGAAAUAUUCCUCAGUGAACUUGGUGCGUGCCACCAGCAUGCACAUGACCACUGCGGAGCAACGCGCCAAGAAGAUGGAUGUCAAGCAUGCCAUGUUGGCAGAGCGUGCCAAGCAAGCACGAGACCGGUGCGAAGCCCUUGCGAAAGAGUAUGAUGACCUUGACAAAGAAGUGAAGAAGCAAGAGCGGCAGAGGACCAUCCAGGCACAAGCUGCCAAGAAACGCUUGGAGAUCCGGCGAAAGGAGGUCCUGCGUUCAGAUCCGCACGAGUAUGCGAACUACUUGGACGGAGUUGACUUCUUGUCCAAAUGGCUGGCACAGUAUGCGGAGCAGGAAGAGGCCAAGGCUGUCAAAGAACAAGUUGAGCAAGACUUGGCCAAGAUGCGAGCUCAGACGAGGGAGAAGCGCGAGGAAAAGGAGGCAGCAAGGCAGAAGAAGCUGGCUGAGACUCAAAAAUUGGAGACGAUGUACAGCAGCCUUUUGGAGAAGUUCAAUGACGAAGAGACCGUCUUUGAGGACAAGUUCUGGCAAGAGCUUGUGGAUGUGGCGCAAGCCACCGCUGGCGCAUCGGCGGUGUACAUUGGUGUCAUGGAGCCAGGGGAAGAGGGCAGCGAGAUCUCUGGGCCUCACCUGAGUUAUGAGUACGCCACCAAGGGCUCGGAGUGGCUGACUGAAAAGGUUUUGCCCGAGGGAAAAGGUGUCACGUGGGGGGCAUUGACGGAGAAUCCAGCAGAAGAGAAUUUCCAGGAGAUGUGUUUGUGGAAACCUCCCAGCGUCGAGCCGGUGGUGGAAGUGGAAGAGGGUGCCAGCAGCCGGUGGUUGGAGGAUGCAGAGGAUGUCUCAGAUAGCCAGCAGGGCCAGCACCCCAAAAAAUGGACAUCAACCUCAAGGAUUGAUGUGGCUCAUGGGGCCUCAGACAUCUCCACCGUCGGCCACUUUUGGCUCACAGUUGCAGGCAUGGGUGAGGCGGCCUGCCGAAAGCAGCAGGAAGAUGUGGUGACAUGA